Messenger RNA from Engraulis encrasicolus (European anchovy), 1506 nucleotides. RefSeq names its product adaptor related protein complex 1 subunit sigma 3b (gene ap1s3b). Gene Ontology annotation, biological process: vesicle-mediated transport; intracellular protein transport. The coding region runs from base 130 to 594 and encodes 154 amino acids. Gene Ontology annotation, cellular component: membrane coat; intracellular membrane-bounded organelle; AP-1 adaptor complex. Lineage: Eukaryota; Metazoa; Chordata; Actinopteri; Clupeiformes; Engraulidae. Gene Ontology annotation, molecular function: clathrin-cargo adaptor activity. The transcript is spliced from 5 exons. The record is from RefSeq and is a predicted model, not a curated record.
CUGUUUCGAGGGAUUGUGGGAAAGACAACUAUGAGAGUGCGUCUGUGCAGUGUCCAGCAGUGCGCGAGAAAACAGAAAAACUGACCGAAGGGAAAUUCAGAGGCCGUUUGGACAUUUACUUGUUUCAAUAUGAUGCGUUUCCUGUUGCUGUUCAGCCGGCAGGGCAAGGUGCGCCUGCAGAAGUGGUACGCGCCCAUCACGGAGCGCGAGAAGAAGAAGGUGCUGCGGGACAUGACCACGCUGGUGCUCGCACGCAAACCACGCACCUGCAACUUCAUCACCUGGAGGGACCUGAAGAUCGUAUACAAGAGGUAUGCCAGCCUUUACUUCUGCUGUGGCCUUGAAGAGCAAGAUAAUGAGCUGCUGGCUCUGGAGGUGUUGCAUCGGUAUGUGGAGCUGCUGGACCAAUAUUUUGGAAAUGUGUGCGAGUUAGACAUCAUAUUUAAUUUCGAGAAGGCCUACUUCAUCCUGGACGAGUUCCUCAUAGGCGGAGAGAUACUCGAGACGUCCAAGAAAUCCGUCUCCAAGGCGAUAGAGGCCUCCGACAUGCUUCAGGAGACCAUGGAGGAGUAUAUGGCCAAGCCUGCUUUCUAGACCACAGAGGAGAACUGGGAGAACUGAGAGACAGAAUGCGAUAUGGAACCUGGAGUGUCUGUGAGGGAGAGAGGAAGACGUACAGUGGUGUAGUCUACAUAGAACGCAGGUAUACGCAGUAUACCCACCUCAAAAUUUCAGGAAUUUCAUUAUACCCACUUCAAAUUGAUCGAUCCAUUAUUUGGAAUAGCACAAAAUACAGUAUACUGUAUACAGUAUACCCAACUCAUAAAUGAUCAAAUAUACGGUAUACCCACCACAAAAAAGUAGACAACACCACUGAAGACAUAGGACUUAUACGGGACCACAUCCCCCCUCCUCCUCUGCCUUGGGCCAGUCACUGCCUUGCUUGUCCAUGUUUGCUGUAAGAGUUAGUCAUAGGCCUCCUUCUGAACCUCCCCUCUACUGAACACACGGCUCAGGCCUGUUGAGCAAGAUAACCACAAGCUGUCAUUUCAAAAAGGGAUUUACAUUAAAGCACGUACGUGCGUACACACAUUACGAAUGCUAGCCAUACAAUGACGUCACCGCUGCCGAUUGUCAUGUCAGGAUAGAAAGUGACAGUCGUAAGCCGACUGACUGUAAUCAUGUCUGGCCGCUGUCUCAGUCCUGUUUUAUUAUUAUUGUUGUUAUUAUUUUUAUUAUUAUAUUAUUAUGGUAAUCAUGUAUUUAAAAGAAAUUAUAUCGAACUAUUACUAAGUGCCUUUUUAUGUGUAUGUAUGUCACUUUAUGAUGAAUAUUUGAGAUUUUACUGAGCCUUCUCCAGUGCCUCAGGGACUAGUUGGUGAUAAUUACAAGGAAUGACUUUGUUUGUUUUGUUUUGUGGGUGGUGGUGAUAAUAAAUUCUGUAUUUUACAGCACUAAAGAUUUUUUUCAUGAACACUGUACAAUAAACUUUAAUAUUUUGAUAAA